UAAGCCCCUUCCGGUCCUACUCACGUUGCUUCUUUCCUGGCGUCACCGCAGGGAUGAAGCCGAUCCUGCUGCAGGGCCAUGAGCGGUCCAUCACGCAGAUCAAAUACAACCGCGAGGGAGACCUCCUCUUCACGGUGGCCAAGGACCCUAUUGUCAAUGUUUGGUACUCUGUGAAUGGUGAGAGGCUGGGAACCUACAUGGGCCAUACUGGAGCUGUGUGGUGUGUAGACGCUGACUGGGACACCAAACAUGUCCUCACCGGCUCAGCUGACAACAGCUGUCGUCUCUGGGACUGUGAAACAGGGAAGCAGCUGGCCCUACUCAAGACUAAUUCAGCUGUCCGUACCUGUGGUUUUGACUUUGGGGGCAAUAUCAUCAUGUUCUCCACGGACAAGCAGAUGGGCUACCAGUGUUUUGUGAGCUUCUUUGACCUGCGGGAUCCGAGCCAGAUCGACAACAACGAGCCCUACAUGAAGAUCCCUUGCAAUGACUCCAAGAUCACCAGUGCCGUUUGGGGGCCGCUAGGGGAGUGCAUCAUCGCCGGCCAUGAGAGUGGAGAGCUCAAUCAGUAUAGCGCCAAGUCUGGAGAGGUGUUGGUGAAUGUUAAGGAGCACUCCCGGCAGAUCAAUGACAUCCAGUUAUCCAGGGAUAUGACCAUGUUUGUCACAGCAUCCAAGGACAACACAGCCAAGCUUUUUGACUCCACAACCCUUGAACAUCAGAAAACUUUCCGCACCGAACGUCCUGUCAACUCAGCUGCCCUCUCUCCCAACUAUGACCAUGUGGUGCUGGGCGGUGGUCAGGAAGCCAUGGAUGUAACCACCACCUCCACCAGGAUUGGCAAGUUCGAGGCCAGGUUCUUCCAUUUGGCCUUUGAAGAAGAGUUUGGAAGAGUCAAGGGUCACUUUGGACCCAUCAACAGUGUUGCCUUCCAUCCUGAUGGCAAGAGCUACAGCAGUGGUGGAGAAGAUGGUUACGUCCGCAUCCACUACUUCGACCCACAGUACUUUGAAUUCGAGUUCGAGGCUUAAGAAGCUGGAUCUCCAUCCUGGCCGGGAUAACAGGGCUCAUAGAAAUUUUUGGACUCUGAAAAAUAAUAAACUAGUUUGGAAAUACAUGAUUUCUGGUCAG
Molecule: messenger RNA, 1131 nt
Organism: Pteronotus mesoamericanus
Lineage: Eukaryota; Metazoa; Chordata; Mammalia; Chiroptera; Mormoopidae
Gene: EIF3I
Product: eukaryotic translation initiation factor 3 subunit I
Exons: 11
Coding region: 54-1031 (325 amino acids)
Biological process (GO): cytoplasmic translational initiation
Cellular component (GO): cytoplasm; eukaryotic translation initiation factor 3 complex, eIF3m
Molecular function (GO): RNA binding; protein binding; translation initiation factor activity
Source: RefSeq, a predicted model, not a curated record